AGCCCCUUCCUCCGUCUCAUUCCCCUCGUCCCUGGCGGCGGCGCACCACUCGUAUCUUCUCCACCAAACCCUACCCACCGACGCGAGCUCCUCUCCCCCGCACCACUCCUCGCCGCCGCCACCACCACCACCUACGGCGCCCGAUCCCACCCUCCGGUGGCGCCGAGCUCACCACGGUGACCCCAUCCCUCCGCUCCUUCCUCUCAUCGGGCCAGAUCGGGCGCGCGCAUCCUCAAGUGGCCAAGCGCGACCCCCGAUUCAGCCGAGGCCGCCGCCCGCCGACCCACCCCGUCCCUGAUGCCUCACUCGGCGCCUUCCGCCGUAGGGCCGCCGCGCUCGCAACACCCUCGGCGCCGCACCUCCACCGCCACCUCCGCUGGCUCCUCGCCGACGCCCCCGCCUCGUGCACGAGCGGCCGGAGCACGCCGUCCACCCCGCGCACGCGGCGCUCGACGCGCUCGAUGUCUUCGAUACGGUGCAGGACAUCAAGGACCUGGAGCACCCCUACUCGCUGGAGCAGAUACGGUGUGUGCUCUCCCAGGAGUCCGUCUCUGUCUCCCAGUAGUCCGUCUCCGUCUCCAUAUCCGGCCCGAGGUGUCUCCUCAUCAUCUACAACAAAGGAUCCCCAUUGCCCGCCACCAGCCUAUAGCAGAGGAUCCCCACUCUGUUGGGCACAACACGAACACCCAGAACAGAUCAUCAACAUACACAACCAGUGGAACUGCUACAAAGCACCAGAAGAAGGCGAAGCAAAGAGGGCAAGAUCACAGCAUCUCUUCUCGGUGAGGAAAUGCUCAGUCCUGCAGAACAACCGUGAAGCAGAAGUUAACUACGUGCUCGUCUGCGGGGUGCUUCUGGUGGUCUCGCUCUUCGAGCACUUCUGGAGGCUGCUCAAGUGGUUCGCCGUGGCGCACCAUGGACGUCAACAUACUCAUGCUCAUCGCAGAUAGACUGGGGUGAUUCUGCACCAAGUCGGUCUUGUUGGGCACGAUCCUGUUAUGGAGAAGCUUAAGAUUUCUGACACCAUUGCUCCUAUGUUCUCUGGAGAUGCUGGCAUGGCUGACCUAUUGGUGGGACCAGAUUGUGUCUGCUUCUGCCGGUGCAGGAGCUUCUUCCCCUGCGCCUCUAUUGUCCGCAUGUCUAGUUGAUUGAUUCCGCUUGCUUCCUACUGAAUCGUUCAGACUUUGUAGCGCUCAUGAGCCUUUUAUGUUGCGCCUAUGCUUGAUCUAUGAAGUGAUACAUCUGAAAUUUCCUACA
Molecule: messenger RNA, 1257 nt
Organism: Triticum urartu
Lineage: Eukaryota; Viridiplantae; Streptophyta; Magnoliopsida; Poales; Poaceae
Source: RefSeq, a predicted model, not a curated record